AGUCAAGUGGCAAGUGUUCCAGUAAUUGUGCUGUCAUGAAGUUUAUGCUGAAAUAACUGCAGGAAUGAGUUUUCUUCUCGUGGGUUUUCUCAGCACUGUUGUGCUCCACUCUGUGUCAGCUGGUGGUGCAUAUUGUGCUAAAACAGCAAGAGCCCGUGCAGCUGCUUUGGGUUUGGAUUAUCCUGGAGUACAUGGAGCGCCUGAACUCUCUGGACCAGCUUAUCAUGGAAUCCCCCCUCACCCCUACAAUCAUGAAUGGUUUGAGACUGUACCAAACAUGGCCACCCCUCAACAAAAUUGGCCAACUUUUCAUAAUGUGAGGCAUAGACAAGCUAACCUAGGAACAUCUGACAGAUUUCUAAUGACCCACGGCACUUACGGACCAGUUCAAAAUGAAUACACAACAAAGCCAGAGCACGGCUUUCCCAGAGGACAGUCGGUCAGUAACCGCGGUUCCAGUUUUAAAGGGGUCAUGCGUGUUGCACUACCAACACGAGCUGAUGCCCCUAGCCAGUUUGACCUUGUGAAUAGGGAUCCUCAAGGUCACUUGGUUGGCUAUGGUGAACAUGACCUUGUUGUUGAUGAGUCCGUCCCAAAUAGACAGGGCAUUUUUCACCAUGCACUCCCCCUGCCCCAAAACUGGGGUCAUGGUGCUUACCAGAGAGCUCGAACUGUACAUGGCCUCAGAAGAAAAGGGCCUGUCCUUGGUUCAAAUCACUUUAAGAAAGUCCAUGGAGCAGCAAAGACUAGUUGGGGUCCUCCUAUGUUUGGUAGUUGGAGAUACAGAUUUCCUGGCCUCAAUGCUAAACAGUUUGUUCAAGGUACCCCAACCCCCUUGGUGGUCUGAGAGACAUGAAAUCAGAUCCCGUUAGACUUAUUCAAAUGAAAGGGUCUGACAUUAAAGGCCCUGGCAUAUAGCUCUGCUGUCUUGUCAGAUGGUGUUCCUUUGACUUUUUUUUUUCUUUUUUUGAAGUUAACAGGGAGGCUUUUUGUGCAGGGUGGGGGUGAGAAGUGAGUCUACAAUCUUAGUUUCACUGGAGACAAAAGGGAGGGAUGUCCCUCCUACACUUAUCUGUGUACAAGCGCCUAUAUUGUGUGUUUUUUGUUUUUUUGU
This is a messenger RNA of Maylandia zebra (zebra mbuna), 1114 nucleotides long. The record is from RefSeq and is a predicted model, not a curated record. Lineage: Eukaryota; Metazoa; Chordata; Actinopteri; Cichliformes; Cichlidae.